AUGAAAACAACAUCAAUAGAUCGAAACGAUGGUGGUUGUGGCGGGGGUGGUGAUGAUUACGGCGGUGGUGGUUGUGGCGGAGGUGGUGAUGAUGGCGGCGGUGGUGGUUGUGGCGGAAAUGGUGGUUGUGGAAUGGGUGCAUACUGUCCUCCACCUGUUUUGACCCAAGAACUUCAGUCACAGGUCAUGAGCUCCAUUAUUCUUUCUACUGUUAAAGGGAAGUCGAAAGAGGGCUGCAAGUUUGUGAGAGUUUUGUAUGCUUUAACAACAAUGGGAGCCCCUUGUUCCUUGAUAUACUUCUUUGCAGCUAAGGUCAUGGUGGUGGACCUGGUGGUGAUUCGCUGGAUUUGCAGAAAAGUAGGAAGAUGA
Helianthus annuus (common sunflower) is the source of this 369-nucleotide messenger RNA. Its product is annotated as keratin-associated protein 5-5-like. NCBI's taxonomy places the organism in Eukaryota, Viridiplantae, Streptophyta, Magnoliopsida, Asterales, Asteraceae. Gene Ontology annotation, biological process: purine nucleobase biosynthetic process. Gene Ontology annotation, molecular function: phosphoribosylamine-glycine ligase activity. The transcript has a single exon. The record is from RefSeq and is a predicted model, not a curated record. Bases 1 to 369 code for a protein of 122 amino acids.